Echinops telfairi (small Madagascar hedgehog) is the source of this 5082-nucleotide messenger RNA. RefSeq names its product myosin heavy chain 2 (gene MYH2). The record is from RefSeq and is a predicted model, not a curated record. Gene Ontology annotation, cellular component: myosin complex. Bases 1 to 5082 code for a protein of 1693 amino acids. NCBI's taxonomy places the organism in Eukaryota, Metazoa, Chordata, Mammalia, Afrosoricida, Tenrecidae. The transcript has 35 exons. Gene Ontology annotation, molecular function: cytoskeletal motor activity; ATP binding; actin filament binding.
AUGAGUUCGGACUCAGAAAUGGCUGUUUUUGGGGAGGCCGCCCCUUACCUCCGAAAGUCUGAGAAGGAGCGCAUUGAGGCCCAGAAUAGGCCCUUUGAUGCCAAGUCCUCUGUCUUUGUGGUGGAGCCCAAGCAAUCCUUUGUCAAAGGGGUUGUCCAGAGCCGCGAAGCAGGGAAAGUGACAGUCAAGACUGAAGGUGGAGCGACCCUGACAGUGAAGGAUGAUCAAAUUUUCCCCAUGAAUCCUCCCAAGUUUGAUAAGAUCGAGGACAUGGCCAUGAUGACCCACCUGAAUGAGCCCGCUGUGCUGUACAACCUCAAAGAGCGCUACGCAGCCUGGAUGAUCUACACCUACUCUGGCCUCUUCUGUGUCACCAUCAACCCCUACAAGUGGCUGCCGGUGUAUAACCCCGAGGUGGUGGGUGCCUACCGAGGCAAAAAGCGCCAGGAGGCCCCUCCCCACAUCUUCUCCAUCUCUGACAACGCCUAUCAGUUCAUGCUGACCGACCGAGAGAAUCAGUCAAUUCUGAUCACCGGAGAAUCCGGGGCAGGGAAGACGGUGAACACCAAGCGGGUCAUCCAGUACUUUGCAACAAUUGCAGUCACUGGGGAGAAGAAGAAGGAGGAAGCGACUUCCGGCAAAAUGCAGGGGACACUGGAAGACCAGAUCAUCAGUGCCAACCCCCUGCUGGAGGCCUUUGGCAACGCCAAGACCGUGAGGAACGACAACUCCUCCCGCUUCGGCAAAUUCAUCAGAAUCCACUUUGGCACUACAGGAAAAUUGGCUUCUGCUGACAUUGAAACAUAUCUGCUAGAGAAGUCUAGGGUUACCUUCCAGCUUAAGGCUGAAAGAAGCUAUCAUAUUUUUUAUCAGAUCACAUCAAACAAGAAACCAGAGCUUAUUGAAAUGCUUCUGAUUACCACAAACCCUUAUGAUUAUCCAUUCGUCAGUCAAGGGGAAAUCAGCGUGCCCAGCAUUGAUGACCAGGAAGAACUGAUGGCCACCGAUAGUGCUAUUGACAUUUUGGGCUUUACGAAUGAGGAGAAGGUCUCCAUCUACAAGCUCACUGGGGCUGUGAUGCAUUAUGGAAACAUGAAAUUCAAGCAAAAGCAGCGUGAGGAGCAGGCAGAGCCCGACGGCACUGAAGUUGCUGACAAGGCAGCCUAUCUCCAGAGUCUGAACUCUGCUGACCUGCUCAAAGCCCUCUGCUUCCCCAGGGUGAAGGUCGGCAACGAGUACGUCACCAAGGGCCAGACUGUAGAGCAAGUGACCAACUCAGUGGGUGCCCUGGCCAAGGCCGUCUACGAGAAGAUGUUCCUGUGGAUGGUCACCCGCAUCAACCAGCAGCUGGACACCAAGCAGCCCAGGCAGUACUUCAUCGGGGUGCUGGACAUCGCUGGCUUCGAGAUCUUUGAUUAUAACAGCCUGGAGCAGCUGUGCAUCAACUUCACCAACGAGAAGCUGCAGCAGUUCUUCAACCACCACAUGUUCGUGCUGGAGCAGGAGGAGUACAAGAAGGAGGGCAUCGAGUGGACCUUCAUCGACUUCGGGAUGGACCUGGCUGCCUGCAUCGAGCUCAUCGAGAAGCCCAUGGGCAUCUUCUCCAUCCUGGAGGAGGAGUGCAUGUUCCCCAAGGCCACAGACACCUCCUUCAAGAACAAGCUGUACGAACAGCAUCUUGGAAAAUCCGCCAACUUCCAGAAGCCCAAGGUUGUUAAAGGCAAGGCUGAGGCCCACUUCGCGCUGAUCCACUACGCCGGCACAGUGGACUACAGUGUCACCGGCUGGCUGGACAAGAACAAGGACCCCCUGAAUGAUACCGUGGUCGGGCUGUACCAGAAGUCUGGCCUGAAAACUCUGGCUAACCUCUUCUCAGGGGCCCAGACUGCUGAAGCAGAGGCCAGUGGGCCUGCCAAGAAGGGUGGUAAGAAGAAGGGCUCCUCCUUCCAGACGGUGUCUGCCCUGUUCAGGGAGAAUCUGAAUAAGCUGAUGACCAAUUUGAGGAGUACCCACCCCCAUUUUGUGCGGUGUAUCAUCCCCAAUGAGACCAAAACUCCUGGGGCCAUGGAGCAUGAACUUGUGCUGCACCAGCUGAGGUGUAACGGGGUGCUUGAAGGCAUCCGCAUCUGCCGGAAGGGGUUCCCCAGCAGAAUCCUCUAUGCAGACUUCAAACAGAGAUACAAGGUGCUAAAUGCAAGUGCCAUCCCCGAGGGACAAUACAUCGACAGCAAGAAGGCUUCUGAGAAGCUGCUGGGAUCUAUUGACAUCGACCACACCCAGUAUAAAUUUGGUCACACCAAAGUCUUUUUCAAAGCGGGUCUUCUGGGGCUCCUGGAGGAGAUGCGAGAUGACAAGCUGGCCCAGCUGAUUACCCGGACCCAGGCCAUGUGCCGCGGGUUCUUGGCCAGGGUGGAGUACCAGAAGAUGGUGGAGAGAAGGGAAGCCCUGUUCUGCAUCCAGUACAACGUCCGCUCAUUCAUGAAUGUCAAGCACUGGCCCUGGAUGAAGCUCUUCUUCAAGAUCAAGCCCCUGCUGAAGAGCGCGGAGACCGAGAAGGAGCUGGCCACCAUGAAGGAGGAGUUUGGCAAAAUCAAAGAAGAGCUCACCAAGUCAGAGGCCAAACGGAAGGAGCUGGAAGAAAAGAUGGUAUCAUUGUUGAAAGAGAAAAAUGACUUGCAGCUUCAAGUUCAGUCUGAAGCUGAAGGCUUGUUGGAUGCAGAGGAGAGAUGCGACCAGCUGAUCAAAACCAAGAUCCAGCUGGAGGCCAAGAUCAAAGAGGUGACAGAGAGGAAAAUGCGCAGGGACCUGGAGGAGGCCACCCUGCAGCACGAGGCCACCGCGGCCACCCUGAGGAAGAAGCACGCGGACAGCGUGGCCGAGCUCGGGGAGCAGAUCGACAACCUGCAGCGGGUCAAGCAGAAGCUGGAGAAGGAGAAGAGUGAGAUGAAGAUGGAGAUCGAUGACCUGGCCAGCAAUGUGGAGACGGUCUCCAAAGCCAAGGGAAGUCUCGAGAAGAUGUGCCGCACCCUAGAAGACCAAGUGAGUGAACUGAAGUCCAAGGAGGAAGAACAGCAGCGGCUGAUCAAUGACCUGACCAUGCAGCGAGGGCGCCUGCAGACCGAAUCUGGUGAAUUUUCACGACAGCUCGAUGAAAAAGAAGCGCUAGUGUCUCAGUUAUCAAGAGGCAAACAGGCAUUCACACAACAAUUGGAGGAGUUAAAGAGGCAGCUUGAAGAAGAAUCAAAGGCCAAGAAUGCCCUGGCCCACGCCCUGCAGUCCUCGCGCCAUGACUGUGACCUGCUGCGGGAACAGUAUGAGGAGGAGCAGGAGUCCAAGGCCGAGUUGCAGCGGGCCCUGUCCAAGGCCAACAGCGAGGUGGCCCAGUGGAGGACCAAAUACGAGACGGACGCCAUCCAGCGCACAGAGGAGCUGGAGGAGGCCAAGAAGAAGCUGGCCCAGCGGCUGCAGGCAGCCGAGGAGCACGUGGAGGCGGUGAACGCCAAAUGCGCUUCCCUCGAGAAGACGAAGCAGCGGCUCCAGAACGAGGUGGAGGACCUCAUGCUGGACGUGGAGAGAACCAACGCGGCCUGCGCAGCGCUGGACAAGAAGCAAAGGAACUUUGACAAGAUCCUGGCAGAAUGGAAGCAGAAGUACGAGGAGACGCACGCGGAACUGGAGGCCUCUCAGAAGGAGGCCCGCUCCCUCAGCACCGAGCUGUUCAAGAUGAAGAACGCCUACGAGGAGUCCCUGGACCACCUGGAGACCCUGAAGCGGGAAAAUAAGAACCUGCAGCAGGAGAUUUCUGACCUCACGGAGCAGAUCGCGGAGGGAGGGAAGCGGAUCCAUGAGCUGGAGAAAAUUAAGAAGCAGGUGGAACAAGAAAAGUCCGAACUUCAGGCUGCACUCGAAGAAGCAGAGGCAUCUCUUGAACACGAAGAAGGAAAGAUCAUGCGCAUCCAGCUGGAGCUGAACCAAGUCAAGUCGGAGAUCGAUAGGAAAAUUGCAGAAAAGGAUGAGGAAAUCGACCAGCUCAAGAGGAACCACGUCCGCGUGGUGGAGUCCAUGCAGAGCACGCUGGACGCCGAGAUCAGGAGCAGGAACGACGCCAUCAGGGUCAAGAAGAAGAUGGAGGGAGACCUCAACGAGAUGGAGAUCCAGCUGAACCACGCCAACCGCAUGGCUGCCGAGGCCCUGAGGAACUACCGGAACACGCAGGGCAUCCUCAAGGAUACCCAGAUCCACCUGGACGAUGCUCUGCGGGGCCAGGAGGACCUGAGGGAGCAGUUGGCCAUGGUGGAGCGUCGAGCCAACCUGCUGCAGGCUGAGAUCGAGGAGCUGCGGGCCACUCUGGAGCAGACGGAGAGGAGCAGGAAGAUUGCCGAGCAGGAGCUGCUGGAUGCCAGUGAGCGCGUCCAGCUCCUGCACACCCAGAACACCAGCCUGAUCAACACCAAGAAGAAGCUCGAGACGGACAUCUCCCAACUGCAAGGAGAGAUGGAGGACAUUGUCCAGGAAGCCCGCAACGCAGAAGAGAAGGCCAAGAAGGCCAUCACCGAUGCGGCCAUGAUGGCGGAGGAGCUGAAGAAGGAGCAGGACACGAGUGCCCACCUGGAGCGGAUGAAGAAGAACCUGGAGCAGACGGUGAAGGACCUGCAGCACCGGCUGGAUGAGGCGGAGCAGCUGGCCCUCAAGGGGGGCAAGAAGCAGAUCCAGAAGCUGGAGGCCAGGGUGCGGGAGCUGGAAGGAGAGGUUGAGAAUGAGCAAAAGCGGAGUGCUGAAGCUGUCAAGGGUCUUCGCAAACACGAGAGAAGAGUGAAGGAGCUCACCUACCAGACGGAAGAAGAUCGAAAAAAUAUUCUCCGGCUUCAGGAUUUGGUAGAUAAGCUUCAGGCCAAAGUUAAAUCUUACAAGAGACAAGCUGAGGAGGCUGAGGAACAAUCCAACACGAAUCUCUCCAAGUUCCGCAAGAUCCAGCACGAGCUGGAGGAGGCCGAGGAGCGGGCCGACAUUGCCGAGUCCCAGGUCAACAAGCUGCGGGUCAAGAGCCGGGAGGUGCACACCAAGAUCAUCAGUGAAGAGUGA